UCUCACGCCCACUGGCGCAGGUGACGGGUGACGCAGCUCGGGUUUCUGUGGAGCGCAUUGGGUCGGGGCAGCCCGAGAUGUGGAAGCUCGAGAGAGGGUCACAUUCGUUCUCCGCUUCAGUAUUUCCCCGCAGCAGGGCUAUGUGCUGAAACCUUCCAAACUGCCAAGGAAAGCAAGACAGGAGUGAAGUGAGAAGGACAGACCUGCUCUUCAGUGGCAGGGGACAGUCAGCAGAGCUGUAAAGAGCUGAAGUGUAGCAUGAGCAGGCAUGCAGAACUCCAGGCUUUUGAGGAAGGACGAGGCUAUGCAGUUGUAAAUUUAACGGGCCAGAACGAUUCAGUUGUUGGUCUCCCCUGUCCCACUAAUCAGGAGCUCGUCCGUCGGCUCAUCAAUGUAACAAACUCCAACCAGUCCUCUGCGAUCACAAUGGGCCAGGACAGGGGGAAAUAUGACUUCUAUGUCGGGCUGGUUUUGGCUGUUAGCUCCAGUAUUUUCAUUGGAGGCAGCUUCAUCCUGAAGAAAAAAGGGCUCCUCUGCUUGGCAAAGAAGGGCUCCAUGAGAGCAGGUCAAGGUGGUCAUGCAUAUCUCAAAGAGUGGCUGUGGUGGGCUGGUUUACUAUCAAUGGGUGUUGGAGAAGCAGCCAAUUUUGCUGCUUAUGCUUUUGCUCCAGCUACGCUAGUCACACCCCUGGGAGCCCUAAGUGUUCUUGUGAGUGCCAUCUUGUCCUCAUACUUCCUGAAUGAGCGAUUGAAUCUGCAUGGGAAGAUCGGAUGUUUGCUGUGUAUUCUGGGGUCGACAGUGAUGGUUAUACAUGCACCUCAAGAAGAAGAGAUAAAUAGCCUGGAGGAAAUGUCAGAAAAACUGAUAGAUCCAGGCUUUCUGGUGUUUGCAACCUUUGUUGUCAUUGUUGCACUGAUCUUCAUUUGUAUUGUGGGACCUCGUCAUGGACAAACCAAUAUUCUCGUCUAUAUAACCAUCUGCUCUGUAAUUGGAGCUCUGUCUGUGUCAUGCGUGAAGGGCCUGGGCAUCACCAUCAAAGAACUUUUUGCAGGGAAGCCCGUUUUGAGAAAUCCUGUGUCUUGGAUUUUUUUACUGAGCCUUAUAGCUUGUGUGAGCACGCAGAUCAAUUACCUGAACAAGGCGCUGGAUAUCUUCAACACUUCCCUCGUGACUCCUAUUUAUUACGUUUUCUUCACCACCUCCGUGCUGUCCUGUUCUGCCAUUCUCUUCAAAGAGUGGGAGCACAUGGGCUCUGAUGACAUCAUUGGCACAAUCAGCGGGUUCAUCACCAUCAUCAUAGGCAUCUUUUUGCUCCACGCCUUCAAGGACGUCAACAUUAGCCUGGCUAACCUGCCUGUGUCCGUGAAGAAGGAGACUCGGGAUGGCAGUUGUAUCAAUGGAAUGGUGACUCACAGCACCUAUGAACUGCUGGAGAAUGACAUUACAGUUCAUGUACAAGACGAUGGCCCUGAUCUUCCCACUGACAGUGUCUCCCGGAGAAAUGGCACCGUGGGAGCCUUGUAAAACCAUUAAGAAGCAGACAGCGAAUGAAUACUGUAUUCUGGGUUAAGGUUUAUUGUUGCCACCGAUGGCAGGAACUUCUGAAUUCCACAGGUGGAAGCUUUGUGGGUGAUCAGCAACAAAUAGAAAAUACAAUCGGAUCUUUUUAAAGUGUGACUUGGAUGGACCAAUGGAUUGUAUUGAGAUUUUUAUUUGCCUUAUCUAUCACAAGAUUCAUAUUUUGUAAUUUAACAUGGCUACAUGGUUGAAGUUUCAUUAUAUUUCCAUGUGGCAUUGUACUGUAAAUACGGUUUUUAAAUUGCAUCUGUACUUUCUGUACCGAUAUUUACAUGCACUGAGUUUAUUUCUACAACUGAAAGAGCCAUUUCCUUAUGGAUUUGCUUUAACUUUAUAAUAAAUCCAGUCCUUAGUGAAUGACUGUUGUAGCUUUAAUACUGCUGAACAUGUUACUUUUUCCCCAAAAGUAGGGUUUUUAUUGGCCUUCUUUGCUUAACAUAGUUAAAAUAUUUAAAAGUAAACAUGCAUACCCUAUGAAAAAGAAAAGAAAACAUUUGGAAAUAUUCUAAUUGUAGAGUUUAUUGCAUAAAAGAUGCAUGCUAUUUCAGCAUGCUGAAAAAGGUGGAAGCUGAAUUUGUGACAGUAACUCGUUAAUAUUAAGUUACAAUGGAAAUAUGUUUCUAAGUUGGUCUGCAGAAUUAAAAUCUUUAGUUUUUUUACAAGAAAGGUGCCAUCUUAUGGUACCGUACAGAUCAAAGUAACUCAUAGCCACAUCACAUUGUAAUGCAGAGAAAGUCCAUGCACCUUUGUAAUAACUGGAGAUGUAUCUUGCAAAUGUUUUUUGCUAAACACAUAUUCCAAUACGAUUAUUUUCAUUAGCACUGAGUAUUCUUCAAAUGGAUAAGACAUCUGCGAAGAAUAUUUAUCAUACUACUUUUGCAUUGCUAGACUUAACUAUUGUGAUAUAUUUUAAACAUUUUGAUAACGUUUGGAGCAUUACAUAGCAAUGCUUUAACAUUUAUGUAGGCAAUGGUCUUCACCAUUGAUUCAUGCAUAUGUAAAUCUCUGAAAUCCUUAGUAGCACAGCAAUAAAUUCAUUUUCCCCUUCACUGACCUCACUAAGAAGGCCUUCGAAAACAGAAUACUGAAUUAUAUUCAUCAGCAAAAACACAGCACGGUUGGAACAGUUGACUACAGUCCUAGUCUAAGCCUGUAGAAAUCAUUCUCAUUGCCUUCUUUUCUGUUUGCAAUCACGGUUUGUUGCAGGAAUAUUCAAGGAAAUCUAACUCUGGGGAAAAAAGCAUGCUGACUUUUUGUAGCUAACAAAUACAGCAAGUAUUAUGGAGAAGAGAAGUUUGAAAAUAUUGUUCUUGUUUGAGUCAAUGAAAUCAAAUGCAACAGUGUAUGUUUGUACUACAAAUAGUGAAUGUUUUGUUUAUUAGAAAUGUACGUAGAGUAGGGAACAAGCUAGGCAGACUUUUGAUGAACAGCUUAACGGCGGCAACCUCGUGCUGUAGAGCAGUUAAAAUGUUUUGGAAGUUUGUCCAGAGAUGGUGUAGGAAAUAAGGACACUGACAACUAAAUAUUAAUCCAAAUGUCUGCAUAGCUCUUCCAUUGUAUGAACCUUGCUCAAGUCAAUCACAAUGUUUGAACAACUGACAACGAAGGCAGUAGUGAAAAUACUUCCAAGUGGUAACGGCAAUAGCGCAGGGGAAAUUUAAUUGCUUUUUGUAGCAUUUUCCAGAAAUAUGCCAGAAAAUAGUCACAUUUGCUUGGUCAUCACCUAGUUAGAGUGGAGCCAUCAAAUAGCCUUACUUCGUGUAUACUGUAUAUGGAUCAAUCAUGUAUAGGUAUUGUGCAAUAGCUGGGAAAUCAGAUAUUGUUUUUAUUGCACAAUGCCCUGUGCAGGGAAAUUCUGGGUAUAAGAUUUAUUCUUGUGGGGCUGAUUGAUCAUGGUGGGUGGGUGUUGAGCUUCAACCACUGGCACUGUGGGGAUAAUGAGGUAUAGUUUUGUCAGUGUGGCUAGCAACACCAGUGUUCAUUACCAACUUGAGGUGAACUUGAAUCCGCUCUCUGCAUACUUAAAGGAUACCCAAGCCCUUAUAUAUACUGUAGGAGGAGACCCACUUUACCAGUGCUGUACCCACCUGUGAGACACAUUAGUCUCUAUACAGCAAGGGAAGGUCAGGGGGGAAGCUAGAGAAAUUAAGUUCAGGCUGAACAGGGAAGGUUAGAGCAGCCAGAUUGUGCAAUCCCCAAAUGGAAAUUAUCCCAGAUACUGCAGGUGGCACGCCUACGUACUCUCACAAACAAUGCUAUGGGUUCUUUAAUAACAAAGUAGUCAACAGCUUGGUUUAACGUCUCAUUUUGUGGUAGCUUCUACAUCAUGGUGUUCCCAAGCACCAAACUAGAGCGCUGGUUUGUCAACUGUGGCCUAGAGGGAAGAGUGGCAAAUAGUGUUCCAUGAGCACCAUUUAUAGCACCAACCUUGUUUUCCUUUAAGGUCUCGCAACCCAGUAUUGACCAGGUACAAUCUUCUUAGCUUUUGAAAUCGGAGAUCAGUCUCUUCAAAUUAAGAAACAUAGCUUUAGUUUUGAAACCUGGUGCAGAAUUUGUUCAUCCCAUAAUAACUCCUUGCACUGUAUAGUCUUUGUCAUCCCAAAGGCUAGGAGGUGGUAGGCCAGUCGUUCUGCAUACCCAAAGAAAUUACAACACCCAUUACAGAGGGAAUUUAGGAAGGGCAGGCUGUCCAAACCCAUCAGGAUGAGUGGGGCCUGGGCACUGGGGUUAACACUUCUGCUUUUACAAAAAGCAGAAUGGAAUCUUUCAUGAGGUGGUCGGGAUCUCGGUCUAACAUCUCAUCUGAAAGGCUUUAUCCUUUCCACUGCGGUGGCAAAACGCAUCACCUGAUGCUGCUUCUCAUUUGUUUUUCCGUUUGUGUUAAGAAACCUGCCCCUGUUAGGGACAGAGUGAUUCUAUCCAUCCCUCCAAGGUGGGAGUGGACACUGGACAGACUAAUGUCCUGCACCAUUUCACCUCAGCUCUCUGCGGCAUGGCAAAGGCUAUGACGUUUGGUUCACAACUUCAGCUUAAAAAAAAAAAAACAGGUGACUUCAGUGUUGUUGCUGAAUGUGCUGCAAUCAAAUCCUCGAUGGAUCUUGAAAACAUCGGUGUUACUUUUGACCACGUAUGAUCAUUUUACAUGCGCAUCUUCCAGCCACUUACUGUACAUAACAAAAGGGAAAAGACCACUCUUCUGCCUGAUAUAUCUGUAAUAUUGAUAACAUGCCUUAAUUUAAUCAAGAUUAGACUAUUUUAUGCCUUACAUACUAGAGUAUCCUCGAAACAACUCAUUCUUCAGAAUGUUAACGACUACUGCAUCAGUACCUCCCAGUCUCCUGAGCAUUAAAGUGCAUGUCAUAUCAUGUAUCAUGUAUUAGGCACUGAAAGAUUUAGCUCUAGAUUAUCUUAAGGACAUCUUACAUGAUUGUAGCCCAAAUCUAAACCUAAGGUCUGCUGAAUCAUUCUCUCUUAUCUGGUACAGAUCAGGAUCCACACCAUCAGGAAGAGUGUUUUUUUUAACUCAUCCCCCAAAUUCAUCAGACACUCUGCAACGGUGAACUGUGAAAGAUGAUUUUUUUUAAAUCAUCUUGAAGACUAACGUUUUUGUCUAAGCUUAUGAUAUAUAAAUUAAACAUGAUUUAAUUUGCUA
This is a messenger RNA of Lepisosteus oculatus (spotted gar), 5230 nucleotides long. It is a transcript of the gene nipa2, whose product is annotated as NIPA magnesium transporter 2. Gene Ontology annotation, molecular function: magnesium ion transmembrane transporter activity. The record is from RefSeq and is a predicted model, not a curated record. Lineage: Eukaryota; Metazoa; Chordata; Actinopteri; Semionotiformes; Lepisosteidae. Gene Ontology annotation, cellular component: membrane. Gene Ontology annotation, biological process: magnesium ion transport.